Messenger RNA from Helianthus annuus (common sunflower), 1394 nucleotides. RefSeq lists its product as uncharacterized. The record is from RefSeq and is a predicted model, not a curated record. Bases 159 to 701 code for a protein of 180 amino acids. Lineage: Eukaryota; Viridiplantae; Streptophyta; Magnoliopsida; Asterales; Asteraceae. The transcript is spliced from 3 exons.
CUUGUUGCAACACAAUCACUAGAAACUCUUUUAAGUUGAAAAUUGAAAACCUCCUCUCACUACUAACUUACUUCAAUCUUUGCUACUUCCACAAAGGUCUUAGCAUCACAAAAUUCAAUUUUCUUAGUGUUUUAAAUUGAGGAUUUUAGAAGAAAACAAUGGACAAGUUUGUUCAACCAUAUGAUAAAGAAUGCAUGAAAAUGGCUAUGUUAAAGCAUGAAGAAACCUUCAAAGAGCAGGUAUAUGAACUUCAUAGAUUGUAUCAAAUCCAGAAGAUGCUAAUGAAGAACAUACAAAGCAGCAGAAAUAAUUACAAAGAAAACAUAUGCUUCAAUAAUUAUCAAGAACAGAAGAACAAGACUGAUUUGGAACAGUCUACAACAACAAUAGAUUAUGAUCAUGUUACACAAACAUUAAACAAUGAUCAAGAUUUUGAGGAAGACGAUUGCGAAAUCGAGCUCACUUUGGCCCCAACAAGUUUUAACCGGAGGAGGAGCAUGACUAAUAAGCCCGAAACAUCCGAUUCGGUAACGGGCCAUUCUUCGUCUUCAUCGGGGUCGAAUAAUAUAAAGAAGGUAGAGAUAGUUACAAGAGAAAAUUCAAGCUUUUUGAGUGGCAACAGGAAAACCAACACUUCUUCAGAUAGAUCACUCAAACAACCUCCAUGGAUGUAUCAAGUUCUAAGCUUAAACAUGACUUGAUAUUAAAAAAUAUAAGCAAAAAAAAAAAAAAGAAAAAGUUGAAAUCAAGAAAAUGAUCGGUAUAUUUAAGAGUUGAAUGCCAUUUUAGUCCGUAUGGUUUGGUUUAUUUUAUCAGUUUAGUACAAAGGUUUCAUUUUUUACCUGUGGGUCCAAAAAAGUUUCGCCGUUGCCACUUUAGUCCACUGGGUUAACUUCAUCCAUUUUUUGUUAACGAUAAGGGCAAUUCGGUCAUUUUAUAUGUAAGUCUGUUAACUAGAAGGGCAAUUCGGCCAUAUAAAUUGACCGAAUUGCCCUUCUCGUUAACACAAAAAAUGGAUGAAGUUAACCCAGUGGAAUAAAAUGGCAACGGUGAAACGUUUUUAGAUCUACAGAGUACGAAAAAUGAAAUCUUUGAAUUAAACUGCCAAAAUAGUCCAAAUCAUAAGGACUGAAAUAACAUUUAACUCUUUCAAGAUCUAUAAUUUCUAGGGUUUUACUUUUCUACUUAUGAACUUACUUGUUUGUUUGUGUGAUAAUAUUCUAGCUUUCUUUCUUUUUUUUUACUUUUCAAUGAGUUUUAGCUUUUAGAACUAAGAUUAAAAAUAUAUAUAUAUCUCUUGUUCAUCAUGCUACUAUAACUUGUAAACCUAGUGUAUUAAAACUUGUACAUUGACUUAUAAAUAUGGCCUUUUGCUAUGAUGGUUGUCUCUCUAA